Messenger RNA from Homalodisca vitripennis (glassy-winged sharpshooter), 1335 nucleotides. RefSeq names its product apyrase-like. Gene Ontology annotation, biological process: proteoglycan biosynthetic process. Lineage: Eukaryota; Metazoa; Arthropoda; Insecta; Hemiptera; Cicadellidae. Gene Ontology annotation, molecular function: calcium ion binding; UDP phosphatase activity; GDP phosphatase activity. The coding region runs from base 66 to 1199 and encodes 377 amino acids. The transcript is spliced from 5 exons. The record is from RefSeq and is a predicted model, not a curated record.
UGUUUGAAGAUAAAAGCUGUUCUGUCGAUAUCACCGUGAGUCUCUAGAGAGCCUCUCUCGCUACCAUGGCUCCGAUCCGCAGAGAGACUGUACUGUCACCGAUGUUUGUGUUCUUCCUUCUAACUUUAUCACCGUCGCAUGGGGCUCCAGCGGAGGAAAUGGUCAUAGGACCUCCUGUCGAACAGCCUCCGAUGCCAGUGGUCCACGUACAUAAAACUCUGUACGAGUAUAACUCCAAGUACCCGCUGACUCCACCUGAAGCCACCGAGAAUGGCAUCAGGUACCGCAUCGGCCUCAUCAACGACGCUGACGUCACAUCCAAGGUGUCCAACGGAACUUGGGCGAGCCAGUUCAAGACCGGGUACCUGGAGUGGCGUCCGAAAGCGGGAAAAGCGGGCGAAGUCGUAUUCGAGUGGGAUGAGGGCGAGCCUGUAAAAUUCACUACACAUUUCGGGUACGAGGGUCGUGGCAUGGAGCUGUCGGACCUCAUAGUAUACGACGGUAGAUUGUUGACAUUCGACGACAGGACUGGCCUCGUCUACGAGCUGGACUUGGAGACGAAGAAGGCUAUUCCUUGGAUCUACCUUGGAGCUGGGAACGGUAAAACUGUUAAAGGGCAGAAGAGCGAGUGGGCGACCAAACGACAUAACCUAUUGUACGUGGGUAGUUCUGGCAAUGAACUGGCUAGGGAUGGCGUUGUCACUAACAAGGACCUGAUGUGGAUCAAGGUCAUCAAUCCUGAGGGACUCGUCACUCAUGUGGACUGGGAAAAUAGAUACGAUGAUCUCAGGAAACAGGUCGGCAUCCAGUUCCCAGGGUCACUUGUUCACGAGUCCGCUCUCUGGAGUGAUGUCCAUCAGCGAUGGUUCUUCAUGCCCCUGAGGAAGCUGGAAGGUCCCUUCGACCGCAAGACUUACCCUCAUUUAAGCACCAACAUCCUUUUGAGUGCAGACGCCAACUUUGAGGACAUCAAGAACAUAACUGUGGGGGAUGUCCACGGAGACCACGGGUUCUGCAGCUUCAAGUUCAUCCCCGGCACCGAUGACAAUGUGGUGGUCGCCCUCAAGUCGGAGGAUCAGGUGGUGGACGGGAAGCCCCAGUACUCUACUCACAUCAUGGUCUUCCUCAUAGACGGAACUGUCAUCCAGGACGAACUCAGGAUCUCCGACCUCAAAUUUGAGGGAAUCGAGUUUAUCUAACACCAAAUUAUUUUUUUCUAAAAUCCAUUCUGAAAGUAAAUUCAUUUUAAGGUGUCAAAGCUCUUGUGUGUAAUCUUUAUCCAUACAUUUAGGACUGAUACACUAAAUUGUUUCUAAAUUACAGAAUGCCAAGUAA